UGCCAAUCUAACAAGCCGUGCGCAUCGGACGAGACUUUCGAUGGCACGAGGCCUUUGGCUUUUGCUCUCUUUGGCUGCGGGGCAGCCUGCCUUGCCCAAUUUGCGAGGCACGGGUGCUCUGGAGCAGAUCUUAGUCUUUGAUGCUGGCAGCAGCGGCACGCGAAUUCAUGUCUUCAACAUGCAGAUGAUACCAGGCACUCAUGUGCCCAGGGUGGACUUGUCGGUGCGAGACGACCAGACCUUCAAGGUCAAGCCCGGGCUCUCGGAGUUUGCCAAGAAGGAGGACCUGAAAGGCUGCGAGGAAAACAUCCAGAGCCUUGUCGCAUUCGCCAACAAAUUUGUGGAGGAGAGCCGGCGGAAAGACACCCCCGUUCUGCUUAAGGCGACGGCGGGCUUGCGCGCAGUGCCGGCAGAGCAGGCAGACGCAGUUCUGAACACAGUCCGAUCGACGCUGAGCGCCUCUGGCUACAAAUUCCAAGAGGACUGGGUGGACAUCAUCAAGGGCAAGGAGGAGGCGGGGCUCGCCUGGAUUGCGGCCAACUACCUGCAGGGAACCUUCCAGGCGGGCGGGGCUUCUUUGGGCGUGAUCGAGAUGGGCGGCGGCUCCACACAGGUCUCCUUCGAGCUUCAGCCUGGAGAGAAGGACAACGCCGCGGACAACGACUACUUCGAGUUCCGCACUGCAAUGGGUCAGGUGUACUCGCUCUACGCGCACAGCUACUUAGGCUUUGGCCAGGACUAUGCCCAGAGCAAGCUGCAAGACUGCAUGAGCGACGAGGCGCGAAGUGACCCCUGCUACCCCCGUGGCUACAGCCGGGUGAACCGCCUGGGGGCGCGCCUGGAUGGCCAGGGUGACGCUCCCACCUGCGAAACCAACAUCCAGUCCCUGCUCUUCAAGGAAGACACGGCGCCGGGCCGAUACGCACACGAGCUGCGGCCCCGGGGCUCAAUGAUCGCCACCGAGAACUUUUUCUAUGUGAGGAAGGACCUGAAUUUGCAGGCGGAGGGCGUGUGCCCCAGCGAGGCGGAGGCACGGGAGGCGUGCGGCAAAGACCUGGCGGGUGGAACCAGCGAGCGGGGCUGCUUCGCUCUCUCCUACCAGAGAGCCUUCCUCUCUGCGCUGCAAGCCCUCGACCAAGGCACGCAGGUGCAAGUGAAGCGGAAGAUCAACGGCGGAGACAUCGACUGGGCUUUGGGCGCAGCUUUGGCUCACUUGCUCCAGACUCGCUCAGGAGGCUGGAGCACACCCUUGACUUUGACGCUCCUCGCAGCUCUGGCUUUGAUGAUGGUGUCCGUUGUUGUGGUCCAGCGCCCGAAGGGCGCCGCCAAGAAAACGGACCCCACGAUCUUCGGCAAGAACCUUGGCCUUGAAUGACACUGAGCCAAUUGAGCAAAUGCGAUCCAUACAAAGAAAUGGAAG
Molecule: messenger RNA, 1420 nt
Organism: Effrenium voratum
Lineage: Eukaryota; Dinophyceae; Suessiales; Symbiodiniaceae
Source: the annotation of a GenBank genome assembly